Molecule: messenger RNA, 1170 nt
Organism: Hibiscus syriacus
Lineage: Eukaryota; Viridiplantae; Streptophyta; Magnoliopsida; Malvales; Malvaceae
Product: enhancer of mRNA-decapping protein 4-like
Exons: 3
Coding region: 715-1098 (127 amino acids)
Biological process (GO): deadenylation-independent decapping of nuclear-transcribed mRNA
Cellular component (GO): P-body
Source: RefSeq, a predicted model, not a curated record
GUGUUUCACAUAAAUAAGAUCUCAACAAGUCUGUUCCUUGAUCCAUCUUUUUAUUUGGAUUUGGAGUCAGAUGGCUUCUUCCGGGAAUCCCAAUCUGCAACCCCAAAGCGGCGGCGGAGGGUUCGGUUUGAAUAAACUGUUCAAACCCAGUUCCGGUCCUAUGCCGCAGCAUCUUCAAAACAUGAACGUAGUAGCAACUCCUCCAAGUCCCAACACUACCAACCUACUACAUCACCUUCUUUCCCGGCCCAAUCCUCUGCGCCGCCUCCGUCGCCGUACUUCACGCCUUCCUCCUCUUUCCCUCCACCUACUGGGACGUACCCUUUCCACCACCACUACCUUCCCUACCCUCCUCCCCCUCAGCACCAAUACCCCUUGCAUCCUAACCCAAAUCCACCACAGCCUCAUAUUAAUGGACCCAUUCCUUUUCAACCCCAACCCUCAGCACCCGCCACUUCCACUUCAGGAAGCAACGUUUUAAUGCCUUUCUCGGUACUCGAUCCCAGUCACAAGCUCCUUCACUUCCCGCUUCUGCCCCACCUCUUACUAUAGAUAUCAACCCAUCUGCUCCUUCGUCUCCCUCACCUGCGCGACUGUUGAGUAGCAAGGUCCCCAAGGGCAGGCGUCUAAAUGGAACCAAUCUCGUUUAUGAUAUUAAUGUGAGGCUGCCAAGUGAAGUACAGCCCCAACUUGAGGUCACUCCUAUUACCAAGUAUGCUUCUGAUCCCGACCUUGUUCUUGGUAGUCAGAUUGCUGUUAAUAGGAAUUACAUUUGCUAUGGUCUCAAGUUUGGGAACAUUCGUAUCCUCAACAUCAACACCGCCCUCCGAUCCUUGCUUCGUGGUCACACUCAGUGCAAGUGUUGAUGGCCAGUUUUUUGUAUGGAAGAUCAAUGAAGGCCCUGAUGAUGAAGAUAAGCCGCAAAUUUUUGGCAAAGUUGUUAUUGCCAUUCAGAUUGUGGGGCAAGAAGAACCGAAGCAUCCACGAGUCUGUUGGCAUCCUCACAAACAAGAGAUCUUGAUGGUUGCUAUUGGAAAUCGUAUCCUGAAAAUUGAUACAAUGAAAUUCACAAAAAUUGAAGGUUUUUCAGCUAAGUAACCUCUUAAUUGCACUGUUGAUAAGCUUAUUGAUGGAGUUCAGUUUGUUGGUAAACAUGAUGGUGAGAUUACA